AUGGCCUCCUGGGAGGAAUACUUAGCAGCUCAACAAGCUGUUGAUGGUGUACAAUUCACAUGGAACCUUUGGCCACAUAGUAGAGUGGAUUCACAGCGGCUCGUCGUUCCGCUUUCCUGCUUCUUCACGCCUCUUAAGGAGAGACCAGCUGAUCAACCUCAACAACCUGCUCUUGAGUACGAUCCAGUUCUAUGCCAGAAAGCUAACUGUAAAGCAAUACUCAACCCACUUUGUUUCGUGGAUUUCCGAGCGAAAACUUGGGUUUGCCCGUUUUGCAAUCAAAGAAAUCCCUUCCCUGCUCAUUAUGCGGCAAUAGCUGAGGAUAACCGUCCACCGGAGUUGUAUCCUCAGUUUACGACGAUUGAGUACACGCUCAAGAAAGCAACAACUAUGCCACCGAUUUUCAUGUUUGUUGUGGAUACGUGCAUGACUUCAGAUGAGCUGAAAGCGUUGAAGGAGAGCUUGCAGACAGCUCUCUCGCUUCUUCCUGCAGACGCUAUGGUUGGAAUUAUUACCUAUGGCAGGAUGGUACAGUUGCAUGAGCUCAACGUGCAGGGAAUUAGCCGCAGCUUCGUUUUCAAGUUUGGGUAUCAAGCCAUUCCUGAGAUCGAAGUUCUGGCCAAAUUCAAGAAGUAG
Molecule: messenger RNA, 636 nt
Organism: Cooperia oncophora
Lineage: Eukaryota; Metazoa; Nematoda; Chromadorea; Rhabditida; Trichostrongylidae
Source: the annotation of a GenBank genome assembly